AUGAGCCACUAAAGAAAAACUCAAAAGAAGAAGACUAACCAAAAAGAAAAGCCUGUUAAACCUGAAGGACCUUUCUUUUUAUUCAAGAAUGAAGUAUUAAGUGAUAUCUAGAAAGAUUUACCUGAUGAAUCUCUCUCUAAAAUCAAUGAAAAGAUUUCAGAAUAAUGGAAUGGCUUAUCAGAAAAAAAAAAGAAAAAGUAUGAGGACGAACACUUGAAGCUUCUCGAGGAGUAUGAACAUCACUUAAAAGAGUGGAAUGAGUAGCAUGCUCCUGCUGAUAAUGAAGAAUAAAAUAAAGAAGAAGAAACUGAUAAAGUAAAAGAAAUGGAAGCUGAUAGUCAUCCUACUCCUAAUCGUAAAGGUAUUAAAAAGUCAAAAUCAACUACUAGUGGUUCCAGAUCAAAUGCAAGGGCCUCUUAAAAGAAGGCUUCAGCUAGUAAAAGCAAGGACGCAAAGAAGGCAACAAAUAGAAGUGGAUCUAAGAACAAAUCUAACAAUAAGAGUAGAGGAAGCUCAUCAAGCUCUUCUAAAAGAAAUUCUUCUAACUCUAAAUCUAAAGACCAAAAGAAAGCCAACAAUGAAAGAAGUUAAUCUAAGAAUAAUAGAAAUUCCAGAAAAUAGAAUCACACUGAUGAAAAGCAUACUGACAACACUAAAGUUAUGGAAGCUGAAAAAUCAUCAAGCAAGUCAAGAAAAAAUUCCAAAUCUAAAGAACCUUCUAAGUAGAAAGAAAGAAAUUCAACUUCUAAAUCAAAAGGAAAUUAAUCUAGAAGUAACUCAAAAUCAAAGCAAGUAGGAAAAGUCGUAAAGAUGCCUAGAAAAUCAAAUAAAAUGGAAGCUGAAAAUACAUCUAGAAAUAGUUCUAAAUCCAAAUCUAGAGGAAGAAAUAACUCCUCAAAAAAAAGAUAGUCAAAUUCAAAGUCUAAGACAAGACAGGAAUAAUCUCAAAAAAAGAGAAAUUAAAUGAGUGUUGAGAAAUCAGCCACUAAGCCAAGAGGAAGGUCUUAAGUUAAAAAAUCUAUGGAAACUGAACACAAUGUCUAGAGAAGUUCUUCAAAGUCUAAAUCCAAAUCCUCUAAGAAGCACUCAAAAGCAAAAGAAGGUUCUAAAUCUAGAAAAAACUCUCAAUCAAAGCAAAGAAGCAGCUCUAAAUCUAGAAAUAUUUCAUAAUAAAAAUCAAGAAACAACUCAAAAGCAAAAUCAAGAAAUAACUCUAAGUCGAAAUCAAGAAAUAAUUCUAAGUCAAAAUCAAGAAGAGAUUCAAAAUAAGCUCAAUCUAAGUCUAAACAUGCAGGUGAUUCAAAAUCAAAAUCCAGAAACAAUUCAAAGGCAAAAUCUAGAAAUAACUCUAAAUCUAAAUCUAGAAACAAUUCUAAGUCAAAAUCUAGAAACAACUCUAAGUCAAAAUCAAGAAAUAACUCUAAAUCUAAAAGAAGAAGCUCUAAGUAAAUGCAUGCAGAAACUAGUUCUACUAGAAAAAGAUCUGUAUCUAAAGGUAGAAGUAGUUCUAAAUCAAAAAAAGAAUCCUAAUCAAAAUCUAGAAAUGGUUCUAAAUCUAAAUCAAAAGUGAAUGAAAGUAAAAGCAAGGAUGAACAUGCUUCAAUUUCAAAUUAAAAAUCAUCUAAAAAGGAAUAACAUUAGAAUCAUGAUGGCUAAGAUGAAGUCUAAGAACAUAAAAAUAACCAUAAUUCUUCUAAAUCUUCAAAAAUGAGCAACCAUGUCGUUUCAAGAUAGGCAUCAAAUCUCAAUGACAAAGUUUAAUCUGAAGAUCAAAAGUUAAUAAAUUAACAAUCCGACAUGGUUAGUUCUUAAAAAUCUAAUAAAGUGAAUGUUUCUUUGAGUUCUUCUUAAGUUAAAAAUACCCAUCAACAUGCUGAUAUUGCAACUAUCCAACCUGAUUCUUAAAAGAAUUCUAAAUAAAAGGUUGCUUCCAUUCAUAAUAGCUAAGUUUAAGAUACUCAUGCUGUUUAAAAUGCUGAUAAUGGCUUACAAUAAAUGAAUGCUGAACAAUGA
Tetrahymena thermophila SB210 is the source of this 2013-nucleotide messenger RNA. Its product is annotated as HMG box protein, putative. The record is from RefSeq and is a predicted model, not a curated record. NCBI's taxonomy places the organism in Eukaryota, Ciliophora, Oligohymenophorea, Hymenostomatida, Tetrahymenidae. The transcript has a single exon.